Protopolystoma xenopodis is the source of this 282-nucleotide messenger RNA. NCBI's taxonomy places the organism in Eukaryota, Metazoa, Platyhelminthes, Monogenea, Polystomatidea, Polystomatidae. The record is from the annotation of a GenBank genome assembly.
AUGCACCGUUUGGCGGACAUUCAAACAAAGUCACGCUUGACUGCUCCCGUCAAAACGAGCCGAACGAGCAGAGAAACGGAGCAACCUUCUGCCUCCUCCACCGGCUCGACUACAGCCUCCGCCAAUUUGGUACCCGCUUCAAGGCAUCAGCCUCGCGACACGGUUGUCAACACGAGACGUGCACAAUUUGUCACCGUCUCGGGCAUUUUAUUGCUCUGCUUGCAGAAGCAAGCAGAAGAGGCCAUAGUUUCCGGCCAAACCGAAAUGGUACCACCUUCGUGA